Humulus lupulus (European hop) is the source of this 987-nucleotide messenger RNA. RefSeq lists its product as uncharacterized. The record is from RefSeq and is a predicted model, not a curated record. Gene Ontology annotation, molecular function: protein dimerization activity. Lineage: Eukaryota; Viridiplantae; Streptophyta; Magnoliopsida; Rosales; Cannabaceae. The transcript has 2 exons. Bases 62 to 724 code for a protein of 220 amino acids.
AUUCAGAUGGAGUCCCAAUGUUUCCGAGCAUCCAGAGAUUAAAACUGGUUUGUAUAAGUGCAUGGAUAGACUCAUCAAGGACCAAGAAACAUAUGUGAAGGUCGAUGCCCAACUUGAUGAGUAUAAAUACAAGCGAGGAUUGUUUGGCUUCAGAUCAUCCUUAACAUCAUACUUAACACGUCCACCUGUUGAAUGGUGGGACAACUUUGGAGAUGAAGUUCCAGAACUCAAGUCAUUUGCAACAAGAGUUCUAGGUCUUACUUGUUCAGCAUCGGCAUGUGAACGUAAUUGGAGUACGUUCAAUCAAGUGCACACAAAGAGAAGAAAUCGUCUGAGCACAAAAAAGAUGAAUAGUUUGGUGUACAUUAUGUACAACAAAAAGUUGAAGCACAAAUUUUUUAAGAAACAAUCACGAAGAGAGGAAGAUGAUCCUUUGAUUGUUGAAAAUGUGUCUUCUGAUGAUGAAUGGGUAGCCAAUCCAAAUGAUGAAGAGGAUGGUGAUAGUAGAGCAAUCGAAGUUGGUGGGGAAAUUGAGAUUGAGGAUGAGGGCGGAAGUUUAGCACCGAGGAAGAGGAAAAGAAAUCAAGCACCAAUUGAAGUGAAUUUGGAUGAGGAAGAUGAAUUUGAAGGAGGAGAAGAUGACAGUGAAGAUGGAGAUGAUGGACGAGCUAUACAAUUUCAUGAGAGUGAUGAUGAAGAAAGUGAAGAGUUCUUGGAGAUUUAAUGCAUUUUAUUUAUGAUUUUAAGACUUAUAACUAGAACUUUUAUGACUUUGAUAUGGACUUAUGUGUUGUUUGUUAUGAAUUCUAUGAAUUUUAUGAAUUUUAUGAAAUUUCAUGAAUUUUAGGAUAUUUUAUGAAUUUUAUUAUAUUUUUUAAAUUUUAUUUGUUCUUAUAGUUGAGGCGUACGCCUCGUUGCGCCUCGAGGCUUACGCCUCGCGGUACUAAGAGAAAACGCCUCGCCUCGCGAUUUCGCCUUUCAAAACCU